CUCUUAAUAUAAGGCCACACCGAAGCGCGGGAAAGCCGUCAGCUGUCAUCACAAAUUGUCUGAAAAAGCGAAAGAAUCCCGGUUAAAUGGUAUACAAAUCGAAAAAUAAUAGGCAAAGCGAUUAAAUAUAUUGUUCAAAUUGAAAUCAAACCAUCUAACAAGGCGGAGCCAUAAACAGGAACAAAAGAACUUGGCAAAGAGCGCGUCGUCGACGGCGUCAGGAGUACCACUUGCUGUAAUUUGUCGGUUGCAAAUCUGAUCCGAAAAGUACAGUCAUGGCCAAGGUCCACAUCACAAACGUCGUGGUAUUGGACAACCCGAGCAGCUUCCAUAAUCCGUUUCAGUUCGAGCUAACCUUUGAGUGCAUCGAAGAACUGAAGGAGGAUCUGGAGUGGAAGAUGAUCUACGUGGGUUCAGCGGAGUCUGAGGAGCAUGACCAGGUCUUGGACACUAUCUAUGUGGGCCCAGUGCCUGAGGGGCGUCACAUAUUCGUCUUCCAGGCAGAUCCCCCAGAUGUUAGCAAGAUCCCGGAGGCAGAUGCUGUGGGCGUCACCAUCGUACUAUUAACCUGCUCAUAUCGCGGCCAGGAGUUUGUCCGAGUUGGGUACUACGUCAACAACGACUAUGCGGAUCCGGAGAUGCGUGAGAACCCGCCACCGAAACCCCUUUUCGACAAGCUGACCCGCAACAUUCUGGCCAGUAAGCCGCGAGUCACACGUUUCAAAAUCAACUGGGACUUUGGACACACCAACGGUAACAGUAAUGGUCUGGAAAAUGGUCAUCAUGAUGACGAGAUGAUGGAAGACGGUCCCUCCACUUCGGAAGCGGCGGCUGCUGCAGUAACCCACCAGGACGACGACAACAGCCUUGCAAUGCCCGUGGAGAACGGAAUAAAGGCGUUGAACGAGAACUCCAACUCCCUGGCCAUGGAAUGUUAGGUGCUGCCGGCAGUCAAACUGUUUUCCUGUCCAUACAUACACAAACUCGAGCGAACACACAACCACACACAACACAGACACUAAAACUCAUUAGGCGCUGACUUGAGGGAAUCCCCCGCCUGAAAACUACAUACAUAGUCCUCCUCGUACCCUUAAUUAAGUAAUUAUAAUUUAAAGAAAGAAGUUAAAUAUAAAUGUAUACAUAAAUUAAUAUA
Molecule: messenger RNA, 1153 nt
Organism: Drosophila ananassae
Lineage: Eukaryota; Metazoa; Arthropoda; Insecta; Diptera; Drosophilidae
Gene: asf1
Product: histone chaperone asf1
Exons: 2
Coding region: 276-938 (220 amino acids)
Biological process (GO): DNA replication-dependent chromatin assembly
Cellular component (GO): nucleus
Molecular function (GO): histone binding
Source: RefSeq, a predicted model, not a curated record